Molecule: messenger RNA, 1458 nt
Organism: Diatraea saccharalis (sugarcane borer)
Lineage: Eukaryota; Metazoa; Arthropoda; Insecta; Lepidoptera; Crambidae
Source: the annotation of a GenBank genome assembly
ACAAAGAUUGGUAAAUGGCAGAUUUGUCAAAAUGUAUUUUCCGCCACCUGAACAAGACGAAUCCGCACAAAGUCAUAAGAAGGUAACACAGAAAAAAGCAAAUCGUAAACGAAAGAAAAAGUACGCUCGAAAGAACGCUCAGGUUGGUUUUAAAAAUAAGAAAAAACAGUGUAAAUUAGCAAACAGCAUGUCUGCUUGGGCUGAAAAUUUCACAGUCGCUGCUACAUGGCAAAUAAAACACCAACUAGCGUAUUGGAAAGCGCGAGCGAAAGCUUUAGAAUAUGAAAACGGUGUGUUACACGAGAUAAUACGGAAAAAGAACUAUGUUAAUUCGAGUACAGCCACAAGUUCAAAACAAGAAUCUGAAUCUGACUAUGAAGAAGAAUCUGAGGAAAAUGAAGAUGAGGAUGAGAAUGAGGACCUUGAAGUUAGCGAAGAGUUUAUACAGUUUCUCCAGGCUAAUGCUAAAUAUAAAGAGGAUGCCAGGAGGGAGAGAGAAAGAUUAAAAGCUGAAGCCUUAGCUAAAGAGAAUAGUUUUGAAAGACUAGAAGCUGUGCCUCCUGAGAACUCAGAAAAUAAUGAAGAAAAACUUAAAGAAUUAUAUGGUGAUAGAUGGGAGCGAAUAGCAGCUUUAGAAAUGUCAUUACAGUCACAAUUUAUCAAUGAAUGUGAUAAAGAGAAACCUAUGUAUUGGCCGAAUAUACCAUUUAAUUUUAAUUUUGGUUGAUUUUGCCAGUGUUUCUUAGAUGCUAUUAAAAUAUGUUUGAUCCUGUUUACUUUUUAACAAUAUCAACAAUAUGUGCUAUUAAUAUAAAACUUUUUAAAUAGUUUGAAGUUGAUGAGAAGCAUAAUCCAUUUUGAAAGACUGUUGAUUGCAUUGUUUAAUCACAACAUUAAAAAUGCUAUCAACAGGAUUCUAUGUAAUUUUUAAAUAAGUUAUAAUUCCAUUAAAUUAAGAGUGAAUGUGAUCUAACAAGCAAUAUUCAAGGUUGUAAAUAUUAGAUGUAUACACAUAAACAUUUGUUAAUAUUUUAUAAUAAUAUAUUACAGUUCUUAUACUAUUUUGUUUAAUUUAUCAAAACACUUGGAUUGUUUGACAGUUUUUCUCCCAAAUUCUAUUAUGUAUUUAUUACCUAUCAGAAUCUAUUCCACUAUUUUAUUUUAUAUAAUUGACAUAUAUUAUCAUAAAAGUAAUACUUGGUUAUAAUAUAUACCGAUGAAAUGAGUUUUAAGUAAAGAGUAGCAUAUUUGUAAUUUUACCUUUAUUAUAGUGUGAGUUCAAAUAUUCUGAACUAUGUGGACAUUGAGAUUUUGAUGUUUAUUGGUGUGAAUAAUUCGGCCACACAAUCAUUCUCUGAGGUCUCACAUUCAAUCCUGGUUGAGAAUAUGUAGAAAAUGAAUUGUUCUAUAAUAUUGUCUUGUUCAGAUUUCCAUAAUACAAAUACUACUUACUUUAGC